AUGACUUCUACUAAAAGCUGUAAUGCAAAUCCACCAAUCAAACGGAUUGAAUUCAACAUUAGUUGUCAAUACCGGAUGAACAAGGUUCUUGGUGAAGGUGCUUAUGGUGUUGUUUGCUCUGCUGUUCAUCAACCAAGUGGAAUUUUGGUUGCAAUUAAAAAAGUUGAACCAUUUCAUAAUCAAUUAUUUUGUAAAAGGACUCUGAGAGAAAUUAAGUUAUUAAAUCAUUUUAGAGGACAUUCAAAUAUAAUUGGAUUACAUUGUGUACAAAAACCUUCAAGUUUUGAAACUUUUAAUGAAGUUUAUCUAAUUGAAGAAUUUAUGCCCAGUGAUUUACAUCAAAUUAUUCAUACUCAAUACUUACAAGAUGAUCAUUUACAAUAUUUCAUUUAUCAAAUAUUAAGAGGUUUAAAAUAUAUUCAUAGUGCUAAUGUUAUUCAUCGAGACUUAAAACCAUCAAAUUUAUUAAUAAAUGAAAAUUGUGAUUUGAAAAUAUGUGAUUUUGGUUUAGCUAGAGUUGAUACUUUAAAAAAAACUAAUGAUUUAUAUAAUAAAGAUCCUGGUAUAUUAACUGAAUAUGUUGCAACUAGAUGGUAUAGAGCACCUGAAAUCAUGUUAACCCCUUCUCAAUAUUCAACAGCAGUUGAUAUUUGGUCAGUUGGUUGUAUUUUAGCAGAAUUAUUAAUUUGUACUCCUUUAUUCCCCGGUAGAGAUUAUACAAGUCAAUUACUUUUGAUUUUUCAAUUAUUAGGCACUCCUAAAGAUGAAGAUUUUAAUUGUAUUAAAUCUAAAAGAGCUAGAGAGUAUAUAAGCACUCUUGAAUUUUUUUACCCAGUUGAUUUUGAUGUUUUUUUCAAUAAACAUUAUAAUCGUUUUAAAAAAUACGGUAAUGAACGAAUUAACCCUUUAGCAAUUGACCUAUUGAAAAAAUUAUUAGUUUUUGACCAAAAUAAGAGAAUUACUGCAGAAAAAGCUUUACAACAUCCUUAUUUAGCAAUGUAUCAUGAUCCAAGUGAUGAACCUACUAUAACUCCCAUUGAAUUGGAAGAGUUUCUCAUCUCAAAGAAUGAAAACCCUAAUUUAAACGAUUUAAAAAUUGAAUUAUUCGAACAGGUAAUGAAUCUAAAAUAA
Molecule: messenger RNA, 1131 nt
Organism: Hyphopichia burtonii NRRL Y-1933
Lineage: Eukaryota; Fungi; Ascomycota; Pichiomycetes; Serinales; Debaryomycetaceae
Gene: CEK2
Product: Cek2p
Exons: 1
Coding region: 1-1131 (376 amino acids)
Biological process (GO): intracellular signal transduction; protein phosphorylation
Cellular component (GO): cytoplasm; nucleus
Molecular function (GO): ATP binding; MAP kinase activity
Source: RefSeq, a predicted model, not a curated record